Molecule: messenger RNA, 468 nt
Organism: Panicum virgatum (switchgrass)
Lineage: Eukaryota; Viridiplantae; Streptophyta; Magnoliopsida; Poales; Poaceae
Product: keratin-associated protein 5-4-like
Exons: 1
Coding region: 1-468 (155 amino acids)
Source: RefSeq, a predicted model, not a curated record
AUGGCUUCUACUGCUGCCACUGUCAAGGGGGCCUUGGCCGUUGCCGCGUGCCUCGUGCUGUUCCAUUCUUCGAUGGGGCUGCAGCCACAGCCAGCACCUGCACCACCAUUGGAUUGCGGAAACUACUGCUUCUCGAUUUGCAGCCCGAGGUGCCAAGCCCAAGCUGAGUCCGAGUCUGGCAGCUGCAAUACCACGCUCGAUCUCUACGGCGAUUGCUUCACGGGCUGCACUAGUAACUGCAAGGGCAACUCCUAUGCCCGUGGUUCCUGUAAAAUGGGUUCUUGUUCCGCUGGUAGCUGCGGCAACCCCUGUGCCCGUAGUUGCUGCGACUCCUGCAGUAACACUGCCCCAGAUCUGUACUCCAAAUGCAUGUCGUCCCGGGGCAUGGGCAUGAUCUCCUGCAUGCCGACCUGCAUGAACGAGUGCACCGACAACUGCAUGAAUGGAAAAGUUCCACCUGCGCCCUAA